Messenger RNA from Pseudophryne corroboree (corroboree frog), 1137 nucleotides. Its product is annotated as basic proline-rich protein-like. The annotation marks the transcript as partial. The record is from RefSeq and is a predicted model, not a curated record. NCBI's taxonomy places the organism in Eukaryota, Metazoa, Chordata, Amphibia, Anura, Myobatrachidae. The transcript has 2 exons.
CCUCCCUGUAUACCACCUCCUCCCUGCACACCACCUCCUCCCUGUAUACCACCUCCUCCCUGCACACCACCUCCUCCCUGUAUACCACCUCCUCCCUGCACACCACCUCCUCCCUGUAUACCAUCUCCUCCCUGUAUACCACCUCCUCCCUGUAUACCACCUCCUCCCUGCAUACCACCUCCUCCCUGCAUACCACCUCCUCCUUGUAAACCACCUCCUCCCUGCAUACCACCUCCUCCCUGCACACCACCACCUCCCUGCACACCACCUCCUCCCUGUAUACCACCUCCUCCCUGCAUACCACCUCCUCCCUGCAUACCACCUCCUCCCUGCAUACUACCUCCACCCUGCACACCACCUCCUCCCUGUAUACCACCUCCUCCCUGCAUACCGCCUCCUCCCUGCAUACCGCCUCCUCCCUGCACACCACCUCCUCCCUGUAUACCACCUCCUCCCUGCCUACUGCCUCCUCCCUGCAUACCGCCUCCUCCCUGCACACCACCUCCUCCCUAUAUACCACCUCCUCCCUGCAUACCGCCUCCUCCCUGCAUACCGCCUCCUCCCUGCAUACCACCUCCUCCCUGUAUACCACCUCCUUCUUGCAUACCACCUCCUCCCUGCAUACCAUCUACUCCCUGCAUACCACCUCCUCCCUGUAUACCACCUCCUCCCUGCAUACCACCUCCUCCCUUUACACCACCUCCUCCCUGCAUACCGCCUCCUCCCUGCAUACCACCUCCUCCCUGCAUACCGCCUCCUCCCUGCAUACCACCUCCUUCCUGCACACCACCACCUCCCUGCAUAUUGCCUCCUCCCUGCAUACCACCUUCCCCCUGCACAACAUUUAUACCACCUCCUCCCUGCACACCACCUCCUCCCUGUAUACCACCUCCUCCCUGCAUACCACCUCCUCCCUGCAUACCACCUCCUCCCUGCAUACCACCUCCUCCCUGCACACCACCUCCUCCCUGUAAACCACCUCCUCCACCACCUCCUCCCUGCAUUCCACCUACUCCCUGUAUACCACCUCCUCCCUGCACACCACCUCCUCCCUGUAUACCACCUCCUCCCUGCAUACCACCUCCUCCCUGUAUACCACCUCCUCCCUGCAUACCUCCUCCUCCCUGUAUACCACCU